Molecule: messenger RNA, 840 nt
Organism: Athalia rosae (coleseed sawfly)
Lineage: Eukaryota; Metazoa; Arthropoda; Insecta; Hymenoptera; Athaliidae
Exons: 1
Coding region: 1-840 (279 amino acids)
Biological process (GO): deoxyribonucleotide biosynthetic process
Cellular component (GO): cytosol
Molecular function (GO): ribonucleoside-diphosphate reductase activity, thioredoxin disulfide as acceptor
Source: RefSeq, a predicted model, not a curated record
AUGAACGGUUUCAUCAAACGCAACGAAAUCAUGCGAAACGGACGCGUCAUAGAUUCGAUCGGACAUCUCCACUGCGACGUCUUCGAUCAGGAAAAGUUUUUACUGAACGGUGUAGAACUACAAGUACGCCUCGUACGCUCGAGAGAGAGCUUCUGCCCUAUGGAAACUGAAGCGCUGCAUACUCUACAUGAUCUAGAAGCAUCUUUACUCGUGCGCCAGGUGAAAAUCAGCCCAGGUAUAUUGCUGGCUCAUGCAAAAACUCUAGCCAAGGGUACGGCAAAAUAUCCGGUUACCCGAGUUGAAGUCAAAGCCUUCACCAUCCAUGCCGGCGUGCAGGCUGAGACGCUGGACAACGUCAUACUCGGACAACUACCGAAACGCGUCAUUUUGGGGCUAGUCAGCAACAAGGCUUUCAACGGUGACAGACAACGGAAUCCCUUCAACUUUCAACAUUUCAUGCUGAAUUAUCUAUCGUUGUACGUCGACGGCAUUCAAAUACCCUUGAAAGCUUUGCAACCGAGCUUUGGAAAGAACGGCGUAUACGUCGACACGUAUCACACUUCAUUCUCUGGGACCGGAGUACGUUUUCUCAACGAGGGCUGCGGUAUCGGACGACUACACUACGAAAUGGGAAAUCGUCUCACAGCAUUUGACCUAACGCCUGAUCUUGCGGCCAACUGUUCGUCUCACUGGUCACUCAUCAAACACGGAACACUCAGGAUUGAAUUACGCUUCGACGAUGCACUCAAAAAAACUAUUAACUGUAUCGUGUACGCGGAAUUCGACAAUAUUAUUGAAGUCGAUGCAUCGCGUCAGGUUGUCACAGAUUUCGGCGGUUAG